UGUGGAGGAACAGUUGGUGCCAUCUUUACAUGUCCCUUAGAGGUAAUAAAGACUAGGCUCCAAUCUUCAAAGCUAGCCUUCCGGGCUGUCUACUACCCACAAGUCCAGCUGGGGACCAUCAGUGGUGAAGGAAUGGUCAGGCCAACAUCUGUAUCACCUGGGCUCUUUAGUGUUCUCAAGUCAAUUCUGGAAAAAGAAGGACCAAGGUCACUUUUCCGAGGGCUGGGUCCAAACUUGGUUGGAGUUGCACCAUCAAGAGCUGUCUAUUUUGCAUGCUACUCCAAAGCCAAAGAGCGAUUUAAUGGCAUUUUUGUUCCCAACAGCAACAUUGUGCACAUCUGUUCUGCAGGUUCUGCAGCCUUUAUCACAAAUUCACUGAUGAAUCCUAUAUGGAUGGUGAAAACCAGGAUGCAACUGGAACGGAAAGUCAGGGGUUCAAAACCAAUGAAUGCUUUGCAGUGUGCUAGAUAUGUUUACCAGACAGAAGGUAUCCGUGGCUUUUAUAGGGGCUUGACUGCCUCCUAUGCUGGGAUUUCCGAGACCAUUAUCUGCUUUGCUAUUUAUGAAAGUUUAAAAAAGCACUUAAAGGAAGCCCAGCUGCCCCCUUCUCCUCCUAAUGGGACCGAAAGGAACUCAACAAACUUCUUUGGACUGAUGUUUGCUGCUGCUGUUUCCAAGGGCUGUGCCUCUUGUAUUGCUUAUCCACAUGAGGUCAUACGGACACGGCUGCGAGAAGAAGGCACCAAAUACAAGACUUUCAUUCAGACAGCACGUCUGGUAGCACGUGAAGAAGGCUAUCUUGCCUUCUAUAGAGGACUCUUUGCCCAACUCAUCCGGCAGAUUCCAAACACAGCCAUUGUGUUGUCCACCUAUGAGUUAAUCGUGUAUCUGUUAGAAGACCAUGCAAAGUAGCAGAGCCAAGACUCCUGUUACAGACUGUAGACCAAUUUCUUCGUUGAACAAAUAGUCUUUUAAGAGACCGAUGCUGG
Messenger RNA from Cariama cristata (Red-legged seriema), 989 nucleotides. It is a transcript of the gene SLC25A33, whose product is annotated as solute carrier family 25 (pyrimidine nucleotide carrier), member 33. Bases 133 to 912 code for a protein of 259 amino acids. The record is from RefSeq and is a predicted model, not a curated record. NCBI's taxonomy places the organism in Eukaryota, Metazoa, Chordata, Aves, Cariamiformes, Cariamidae. Gene Ontology annotation, biological process: pyrimidine nucleotide import into mitochondrion. Gene Ontology annotation, cellular component: mitochondrion. The transcript is spliced from 6 exons. Gene Ontology annotation, molecular function: pyrimidine nucleotide transmembrane transporter activity.